CUCCCCGGCUCCCCUUUCUUUCCUUGUCGCCACGCCAGGGCCGUCGGAGGCAGGCAGGCAGGCAUCGAACCGAAGGAGGCGUCGUACGGAGGGUGGGCGCCAGGCAUCGACCACCACGGUCGCUAACACGCGAUCUACUUACUAAUCGAUGGCGGCAGACGCCAAGCCGCGGCUCAACGUGCCGCCGUCCAUGGCGGGUGUGCUCCGCCUCGAACCCGUGGCGUCGCCGUCCCCCUCGCGCCGCCUCGCCGAGACCCCCAAGACGCCCUCCCCCUCCAAGACCACAUACAGCGAUCGAUUCAUCCCCUGCCGAUCCUCCUCCCGCCUCCACAACUUCGCCCUCCUCGACACCCACACCUCACCAGCCUCCAAGGAGGACACCCCCUACUCCCGCCUCCUCCGCGCCGAGCUCUUCGGCCCCGACUCCCCUGGACCCGCCCCCGCAUCGCCCAACACAAACCUCUUCCGCUUCAAGAAAGACCACUCCCCCUUCGCCGCCGCCGCCGCCGCCGCACAGCAGGACUGCACAGCGGGAUCCGGAGAGACGGCCUCGCCACAGAAGCCACCCAGGAAGGUUCCCAAGACGCCGCACAAGGUGUUGGACGCGCCGUCCCUGCAGGACGACUUCUACCUCAACCUCGUCGACUGGUCGUCGCAGAACAUGCUCGCCGUCGGCCUCGGUACUUGCGUCUACCUCUGGUCCGCGUCCAACAGUAAGGUGACCAAGCUCUGCGAUCUGGGGCCGAGGGACACCAUCUGUGCCGUGCAUUGGUCACGAGAAGGAUCUUAUCUUGCCAUUGGCACCGGCCUUGGAGAUGUCCAGAUUUGGGACAGCUCCCGCUGUAAAAGGAUUAGGAACAUGGGAGGUCACCAAACACGGACUGGGGUAUUAGCAUGGAGCUCGUGCAUCUUGUCCUCCGGUAGCAGGGACAAGAACAUAUUGCAGCACGACAUCCGUGUUCCCAACGACUACAUCAGCAAGUUUUCUGGUCACAGAUCAGAGGUUUGUGGACUCAAAUGGUCACAUGACGACCGCGAGCUUGCUUCUGGUGGAAAUGACAACCAGCUACUAGUAUGGAACCAACGAUCGCAACAGCCAGUGUUGCGAUUGACUGAACAUACGGCUGCGGUUAAAGCAAUAGCGUGGUCACCACAUCAGCAAGGCCUCCUGGCAUCAGGAGGUGGAACAGCUGAUAGGUGUAUCAGGUUCUGGAACACAGCUAAUGGAAAUGUUCUGAACUCAAUUGACACAGGCAGCCAGGUUUGCAACCUUGCCUGGUGUAAAAAUGUGAAUGAGCUCGUGAGCACACAUGGGUAUUCCCAAAAUCAAAUCAUGGUGUGGAAAUAUCCGUCUAUGUCAAAGGUUGCAAAUCUAACCGGACAUACAAUGCGGGUGCUUUAUCUUGCAUCGUCGCCUGAUGGCCAGACCAUAGUAACAGGAGCGGGCGACGAAACUCUUAGAUUCUGGAACAUUUUCCCUUCAGUGAAGACGCAGACUCCUGUUCGUGAUAUUGGGCUCUGGUCAUUCUCAAGAAGCCUCAUCCGGUGAUCACAGGAGGCAAACAAACUACAUAUGUUUUUGUUGGAAAACAUAUUUUAUUUACAUGUGCAGUUUCAUGAGUGAUUUGUAAAUUGUGAGGACUGAUCAUUUAUUCAUUCGUUGUUGUUUGUGUGUGAGAAAGAGCGCAUUAACUUAACCAAUUCUUUGAAGUAGAAAAACUCAUAAGUCGGCUGAUGUAUCUGAUUUGACAGUUGACAUUACAGAGAAACAAGGGCCGUGUACCCUCACCAGCAUGUGUUUCAGACUUGAGAAUGAAUCAAACUUGGGAGGUCGUGUUUUUUGUU
Molecule: messenger RNA, 1845 nt
Organism: Phragmites australis (common reed)
Lineage: Eukaryota; Viridiplantae; Streptophyta; Magnoliopsida; Poales; Poaceae
Product: protein FIZZY-RELATED 3-like
Exons: 9
Coding region: 149-1549 (466 amino acids)
Biological process (GO): positive regulation of anaphase-promoting complex-dependent catabolic process; anaphase-promoting complex-dependent catabolic process; positive regulation of ubiquitin protein ligase activity
Cellular component (GO): anaphase-promoting complex
Molecular function (GO): ubiquitin ligase activator activity; protein binding; anaphase-promoting complex binding
Source: RefSeq, a predicted model, not a curated record